Messenger RNA from Ilyonectria robusta, 1656 nucleotides. RefSeq lists its product as uncharacterized. Lineage: Eukaryota; Fungi; Ascomycota; Sordariomycetes; Hypocreales; Nectriaceae. The coding region runs from base 94 to 1548 and encodes 484 amino acids. The record is from RefSeq and is a predicted model, not a curated record. The transcript has a single exon.
AGUUACUGGAAUGGAAAUCUCUGCAACUCCUCAAUUGGGGUCUCGUUGUUCACGUUAUCGCCAAAAGCCUCAAUGUGAGCUACUCCCGUCGAUAUGAUGCGCCUCCUUCGCCCACAGCGCGUCGUCAUGGCGGUGGUGAUGGCGACGUGCGUCCUGAUGGUCUUCGCCGCCUUCAAAGUCGACACGCACGACAGCUUCAAUCCCAUCAUGUGGCGGCCGGCGUUUAUCGAGUCCGAGAGGUCCAACGUCCACGGCGUCAUGCGGAGCAAAACCCACGAGUUCCGCAUCCUCGCCAGCAUGCGCAACAAGAUGGGCUUCUUCAACGCUAUCGACGCCAAGAAGACGGGCUACGAGAUCAUGAACCCGACGCUGCUGCAGCUGCCCGAGGGGAGUCGACACGAAUUCCUCGUCAUUGCGCGCGCGUUCCACGUCGACAAGAAGAUCAACGACAAGAAGUACCGCCUCGCCCGCCAGGUCGCCUUCUUCGCCGACCUCACCUACAACCGCCACGGCAUGCCAGAGCUCACGGCCGAUACGUGGUCCAGACUUCUCGUCCAAGAGUUCAACGGCCCGGAGCACCACUGCAAGCACCAGCCCGACAUGGACAAGUACAUCGGCCCCGAGGACAUGAAGCUAUUCUGGACGCGGGCCGGCGCGCCGCUGCUCAUCUUCACGUACCAGGUCGACGACCCGAAUCUGUGCCAGGGCAUGUUCCUCAUCGACGCUCGCGCCGCCGUGCCCGAGCUGGAGCAUGCGCUGGGCAGUGAGGCCAAGCAGAUGCCGCCCGUUCAGUUCAAGGAGCCUGUGGGAUUGCGUCGCCAACCUCCCGAGGGCGAGGAGUCCCACUCCCGCUACCAGCGCGAAAAGAACUGGGCCAUGACGCAGUCGCCACUCGCCAAAGACGCCGAUGAGCUGCUUUUCAUGGUGGAGCCAGGUCAACUAUUCCGCUGGAUCUCGGACGAAGAGCCCGUCGAAGAUGUGGGCGCCGAACAAGAGUCCGCUGUCGAGGCCCCUUUUCCUCAUGACGUCAAGAUUGAAGAUACUUGGCACAGCAGGGAAAAGACGUGCAUGCAUGAUGUCAUGCUCUCUAACAACCACGUUCAUCAAUCGACGCCCAUGCUGAGCAUCACGCUGUGCAAUCGCGGCGAGUGCAAGCCGAACGCAAACAACACAGUCAUGGUUGGAAUGGUACAGCGACGCUACGAUCGCCCCGGCAACCCGUUUACGUGGUACGACCGCCAUAUCGCCGUGUACGAGGCCGUCGCGCCCUAUAGAAUGAUGAGUGUGAGCAAAAGUUUGGCCUAUUACGGCGAGGGCAACAAGUACAUCUGGACCGGGAGCAUGGUCUACGUCCACCGAAAAGACAUCAAGUAUGCCCGCGACCGCAGCCAUGGGUACCUCGACGAUGAGGUUUGGCUGAGCUUCGGCAUUGGAGACUCGAGGCCGGGCUGGUUGGACAUUGAGGCGAGGGAACUGAUAGCAGAUCAUCAUGUGUGCCAGGGUGCAACGGAAGGAUACAUGAAUUCACGGAAAGCCGUACCAAAUUAAUAGAUCAUUUACAUGCGGGCUACUAGCCAUAGAGAUAGAUUAGGUUGCACAAGCGACGUUUACAAAGUAAACACCAAUACAACAAAGCUUCCCUGCUCGGGUGUUAAA